GUGCUUGAUCCAAUCCAGGCCUACGGUAUUGGUGGUCCAGCCAUUAUCAGUGGUUGCGAUGCACCAGUCGGCUGGCAGGUUGCACUCGGUAUACCAGUUGGCGAGGUAGUACUGCGCGGCCAAGAUGAUGAAUGGGGGGAUAGCCCAGCCAAGGGCAUUGACUCCCUGGAUUACCGUUGCCCAUUCCCGGUUGCCAGGCUGGGCCAGCUUUGCCUUACUACGGCCAUCCGAGGUCGUAACUACCAUGCCCGCGAAGAUGAUGCCCAUCAUAAACCCAGUCUCGUCGAAGUUAUAGAUAUCAUCAUCCACAAUGCCGUACUUGGC
Thermothelomyces thermophilus ATCC 42464 is the source of this 324-nucleotide messenger RNA. RefSeq lists its product as uncharacterized. The annotation marks the transcript as partial. NCBI's taxonomy places the organism in Eukaryota, Fungi, Ascomycota, Sordariomycetes, Sordariales, Chaetomiaceae. The transcript has a single exon. The record is from RefSeq and is a predicted model, not a curated record.